UACAUCAAAUCCUGACCACAGUUAAUGACAACGAUCGCGGCUACAGCACCACAGAUCACCAUGUGCUUUAGAAGUCCACAUGUUAUAUGCUUGUGGCUUGAGGACAAUUAUUAUUACCAUUGAUGACAGAUCAUCUUCUUUGAUGAAUGGUAAAAAUAUAUUACACAGCUUUGCAUAGAAAACUUAUGUAGGAUUUCUGCAGAAAUAGGGGAUGUUUGGAAUUCUGUGGUUAUGCGUCGUUCUUUCGACGUCUCGGGCCCAGGAUGUCGGAACGGUUAGAGAGUUAACGCCAAGGGAAGGGGAAUUAUGUGCAAGUGGUUUUUUUGAAUACGACACUGGUGACCUAGACGUUGAUUGCUGUAGAUAUAUGCAAUGCGAUACACUCUCAGAAGAAGGGAAGUACGCCACUAUACAAAAGUGUAUGUACCCCUUAGUUUGGAACAUUGAUAAAUGUUCCUGUGACUAUCGGCAUCUUGUAGGGGGCUGUGAGAACACACCCGAUUCAUGUUACGAUCCACUUCCAACAGUAACACCCUGUCCAGACGACUUACAAGAAAAUGAAUGUUGCCUGGAAUUGACUGGUUUGUCGUUCAUAAGAAAUGAGAAUGGCACCGGUUACAAGGUGAAAGGAGAUAAAUAUGAACAGCUCUGUCCAACCGGGGAACUAUUUGAUCUUGAAAAAUGCAUAUGUGUCCCGGGAGAAAAUACUAGAGAGCUGUGGCGAGGAGACUGCGUAUACUUUCCAUUUGAUGGCAACUUUGAUGACGUUCUGCAAGGUACAUACAUGAAUCCCGGGGAAGUCAGCUUUGGAGAUACAACACCAGGCGUAAUGGACAAUACGGCCUCCACUGGGCCAAGUGGAAUAGUUGCGCGUUUUUAUAAUUUGACACCAGCCACGGUGCCAUACUUCUCUAAAGUUGAGAUGGGAACCGAUGUCACAAUUAUGGCGUGGGUAUUCACAAAUAUAGUCAGGGGGAAUCUCUGGGAUAAUGGCGAUGGUGCCACUGGACAGGGCUCCACCAUAUUCUUCACAUUGGACGACUCAGAAUCUAAAAGACGGAAACGACAAUCGGAAGGAACAGGGAUGGUUGGGCAAGCGGGAGUGGGAGAACUGAAGUUGGAUGUAAUGCUUGCACAAAUCAAUCCAGUACCAUCAGACGGUGCUAGAAGUUCAGAUGAACCAACCCCACAGUGGUUCCAUUUGGCCAUGACAAUUAACCAGGACCAUGUUACUUUAUACUUUGAUGGUAUCCCCGUGGCACAGGG
Owenia fusiformis is the source of this 1266-nucleotide messenger RNA. NCBI's taxonomy places the organism in Eukaryota, Metazoa, Annelida, Polychaeta, Sabellida, Oweniidae. The record is from the annotation of a GenBank genome assembly.